Mesorhabditis spiculigera is the source of this 627-nucleotide messenger RNA. The record is from the annotation of a GenBank genome assembly. Lineage: Eukaryota; Metazoa; Nematoda; Chromadorea; Rhabditida; Rhabditidae.
AUGGCCUCAGAUCGCCUCUGCGGCUGCAAUGUCGUCACCGCAGCGGGAAUCGCAGUUUCUCUACAGUUGAUCAUCGACCUGUUGUGCUUGGCGUCGGGCGGAAUCAUCCUCGACCGGUUCCGCACCUGGGAAUCCGUCUACGGCUGGCCGGCCAUUAAUGCGACCGAGGCGGCAGAGUAUCAGGCAGCUGGAAAAACCCUGACCGUACAACCAAACUACUGGGCCCAAGCAUGGGUCGAGCUGGGCAUGGCUUGGUACGUGGCCUUCUGCUCCUUCUGGCUGUUCUCACUAUUGAUCAUCUGCCUCUCCUUCAAAUACUACCGCCCCGUCUUUGUCAUCCCGAAUUUCAUGGCGCUGCUCGUCGGCAUUUUCAUGCAUUUGUUCGCGUUUGCUGUGCUGAUCGCGCGUGUGCUGAAAGUGAGCAAGAACUACCAGACGAAGGCCUAUGAGGCGGUCAUCUUCAUCUACUGCAUGGGCCUAAUCCUGUUCACCUUCCUCAUCAACCUGCUGUUCCUCAUCUUCAUCUCGCGCUACCACUCGUUUCUCCGCGCACGCUACGGCCAUCAGGUGCCAAAGUUUGUCCAAUCGAGACCGCCGAGGACCGCAUACCCCGACGACAACCAUUAU